Molecule: messenger RNA, 273 nt
Organism: Drepanopeziza brunnea f. sp. 'multigermtubi' MB_m1
Lineage: Eukaryota; Fungi; Ascomycota; Leotiomycetes; Helotiales; Drepanopezizaceae
Source: RefSeq, a predicted model, not a curated record
AUGCUUAAUACCGAACUCGUCGAUAAAACUUUUGCGACUUUUUUAUUCCGAUUAAGUAUCUCGUUGAUUGGCUUAUUGCUAUCGGUGCUAAAAGGGUUGGUUGAGAAGUUAAGUAUUAAAGUUGAGAAGUUGAGUGUUAAGAUUAAGAAGUUAAAGUUAAGUGUUAAGGUUAAGAAGUUAAAGUUGAGUGUUAAGGUUGAGGUUGAAAAGUUAAGUAUUAAGGUUGAGGUUGAGAAGUUAGGUGUUAAGGUUAAGAAGUUGAAUGGAAUGUAA